Molecule: messenger RNA, 1007 nt
Organism: Eurytemora carolleeae
Lineage: Eukaryota; Metazoa; Arthropoda; Copepoda; Calanoida; Temoridae
Product: homocysteine S-methyltransferase 3-like
Exons: 1
Coding region: 25-990 (321 amino acids)
Biological process (GO): S-methylmethionine cycle
Molecular function (GO): zinc ion binding; S-adenosylmethionine-homocysteine S-methyltransferase activity
Source: RefSeq, a predicted model, not a curated record
UUAAUAUUUUCAGCAUUUAUUACUAUGGACAAUUUGAACUACUCGUCUCCUCUGGUGAAGGGGGACUUAUGGAUAAUUGAUGGAGGAUUCUCAACUCAGCUCAUGGUGUAUAUGGAGGGGUUGGACAAUGAUCCUCUCUGGACAGCUCGUAGUAUUGUAACCAAUCCUGAUUUAGUGGAACAGGUGCACAUGGACUUCAUCAAUGCCGGAGCUAACGUGAUCCUUACCUGCAGUUAUCAAAUCAGUGAACAAGGAUUUAAACAACACUUGAACAUGAAUUCUAAAGCUACGGUUGAGGCAGUUCGAACUUCUGUUCAGUUGGCAAAAUCUGCAAUUAAAAAAUGCGAAAAACGCGCAAUUUUAAUUGGAGGAUCCGUCGGUCCAUAUGGAGCUUGUCAAUCCGACGGAAGUGAGUACACGGGAGCCUAUCUGGACGCUUUAUCCCGAGAGGAACUUGUUAAAUGGCAUUUACCCCGAAUACAAACUCUCAUCUCAUCUAGAGUUGAUUUUAUUGCUGCGGAAACCCUUCCUAGUUGGAGAGAAGCCAUCGCUAUCCUAGAUUGUAUAUCUGCUACCGGAGGAACUACUCCAGUCUGGGUUUCAUUUACGCUCAAAAAUGAGAACAAUUUACCUACUGGAGAAACUAUUCAGGACGCAAUGAGACAAUUAAGAAAACAUGAACUUUUCGACAAAGGAAGAAUUUUCGCUGUUGGGUUCAAUUGUCUUCACCCGAAGUUAGUUUCUGGUGGGAUUGAUAAUAUCCGGAAGGUUGCGAAAACUAUUCCUAUUGUUGUAUACCCUAAUAGCGGAGAGGACUGGGAUGGGAUUGCAAGGUGCUGGAAGGGAGAAGGUGGGAUUGAUUGGAGUGAUUAUGUGGGGGAUUGGUUGAAAAAAGGCGUGGUUGGACUAGGCGGCUGUUGUCGGUUGGGGGCGGAGCACAUUGCAGACCUCAGACUUUCCGUUGCCAAGGUGUUACUAAACCAAAUUUAAAUUUUUACAUUUUCAGA